AUGGCCAAGGCAGGUUACGCAGAGCUCGUAGCUCCUGAGGCUCCAGCACCAACAGCCAUGGCCACGAUAGACUCCAGACGCCUCUUCGCCCGUCAGGAAGAUAAAGACCUCUGCGGUCUAUACACUCAAAGUGAAAAAGCCACGAGGGAUGAGCAAGGCGCAUACUGCACUGGUUCCGUGUAUUCUCACUGCUGGACAGGAAUCAAGGAGAUUGACGGCGAAGAUAUCACGGCGUACAGAUGCGACAGUACAGCUGUAGACGACCCCAUUUCCGUAAUGAUGACCAUCGAGAGCGAAGUGACCCAGACCAAGACGAACGACGAAGGAUCACCAACAGUUAUCGUGACAACACUCCCGCCUGUGACAGCUACAGUCAGCGUGACGGGUGAGCCCGCCAGCGGAAACUCGGAUGGGGGUUCCCAAACGCCAAUUGGUGCCAUCGUCGGUGGCGUGGUCGGAGGUGUAUCAUUGAUCGCUCUUAUAGCAUUCGGGCUCUGGUUCAUUCGCUUCCAGAAGCGAAAGGCUGCGGCGGACAAUGCCAAAUACAACGCUCAGUCUCCUUAUGGUCAUCCCUCGAUGAUGCAGCAGGCCAUGUAUGAGCAUCCCUAUCCAGGGAACCAAGGAAAUCCGACACCUAUAUACCACCAACUCCCCGCUGAGGAUUCUGAUCGACCAAAGCCCAAGACACCGCCGCCUGCUGAGCUGCCCAACAAUUCGGUAUGA
Messenger RNA from Fusarium vanettenii 77-13-4, 723 nucleotides. RefSeq lists its product as uncharacterized. The transcript is spliced from 3 exons. The record is from RefSeq and is a predicted model, not a curated record. Bases 1 to 723 code for a protein of 240 amino acids. NCBI's taxonomy places the organism in Eukaryota, Fungi, Ascomycota, Sordariomycetes, Hypocreales, Nectriaceae.